Messenger RNA from Pochonia chlamydosporia 170, 1575 nucleotides. Its product is annotated as immunogenic protein. The transcript is spliced from 3 exons. NCBI's taxonomy places the organism in Eukaryota, Fungi, Ascomycota, Sordariomycetes, Hypocreales, Clavicipitaceae. The record is from RefSeq and is a predicted model, not a curated record. The coding region runs from base 1 to 1575 and encodes 524 amino acids.
AUGGCCGAGGAACAGAAGCCCGUUGUCGAGCUCCCCAAGGAGGAGACCGCUCCCGCCCCUGCUGUUGAGGCUGCCGAGCCUGCUCCAGCUCUUGCUGUCGAGGACAAGACCGCCGAAGAGACCACCGCUGCCGAGGAGACUGAGGCUAAGACUGAGGACAAGCCUGCCGAGGAGGUGAAGCCUGUUGAAGAGGGACACCUUGGCCACAAGGCGCAGGGUGCCAGCUUUCCCAAAAACCUGAUCCCCAGCAAAGAGUUCUUUUUCUUUGGUUCUGAUGCAUUCGAGCCCACGGCCCUCGCUGCCUACCUGAAGGGCGAGAAGAACACCGAGCACGCUCACCACAACAUUUCCUGGGCUUCCCACACUGGUAACGGUCUUUUGUUCGUUGGUGACAAGAAGGCCCCCACCAGUGUCAUCAACUUGGCUGAUGCCACCGAGCCUGAGAAUGAUGGCACCAACAAGUUCCACUUCACUCACAAGGGCAACAAGCACAGCUUCAAGGCUGCCACUACCGCCGAACGUGAUGGCUGGGUUGCUCAGCUGAAGACCAAGAUUGCCGAGGCCAAGGAGCUCGCUGCUUCCGUGACCGAGUCCGAGGCCUACAAGAAUGCUCUCGAGUCCUUCAAGCCUAAGCCUGUUGUCAAGGAGGAGAAGCCCGUUGAGGAAGCCAAGCCUGAAGAAGCUACCAAGACCGAGGAGACGCCUGCCGCCGAGGGUGAGGCCGCGGCUGCUGCCACUGAGGACAAGCCAGUCGAAGAGCCCAAGCGCCGCUCUGCCAGCCGCAAGCGUGCUUCCAUCUUCGGCUUCGGAAAGAAGGAGUCUACCAAGGAGAAGAAGGAGGAGGCCAAGACCGAGGAGACAGUUGCCCCUGAGGUCGUUGAGCCCGCAGCUGAGGCUGAAGCCCCCAAGGCCGAGGAGGAGACUCCCGCCGUUGAGAGUGAGGCCGCCGCUGCCGCUGAAGACAAGCCUAGUGAAGAGGAGAAGCCCGCUGAGAGCCCCAAGGAGAAGCCCGCUGCCUCCAAGCGCAACAGCUUCUUCGGCGGCGUCUUUGGCAAGAAGGAGAAGAAGGUCACCGAAGCUAAGCCUGCUGAGGAGGCUGACAAGGAAGAGGGUGAGACCACUACCGACGCCGCUGCGCCUGUGAUCCCCCCGGUUGAGUCGACUACUCCUCUUGCCGAUGAGGUGAACGCUGCCGCCGACAAUGCAGAGGCCACUGCUACCAACGGUGCCGAGACUGCUAAGAAGGAUGUCAAGGAGAAGCGCAAGUCUUCUCUCCCUUUCAACUUUGGCAAGCGUGAGAAGUCUCCUGCUCCUGCUGAGGGCGAGGAGAAGGUUGAGAAGAGUGUCCAGAGCCGUUUCUCCAAGCUCCGUGCUACCAUCAAGGGCAAGUCCGGCGCCAAGGCUGAGAAGCCAGCUGAGGAUGCUGUCAAGGAAGAGGCCACCGCCGCUGACGCUGCCGCCACCGAGGAGCCGGUCACCGCGGUUGAGGAGCCCGUCAAGGCUGCCGAGACCGAAGCUGAGAACAAGCCCGAGAACGUUGCCUCUGCCACUCCCGCCGUUACUGCUGCCGCCUAG